CCUCCAAGGCCCGGCAUGCCUUCAAUUCGUCCUCUUCUGCCACCACCUGGACUAGCAUUGAAUCUUCCUCGUGUUCCUCCCAAUGUCGUUCAGUAUCAGCACAGUGGCGGCCUUCCAAUGCCUCCUCCAAGACCACCAGCUAUGAUUCCAUCUGUCCGCCCAGCUCCCCCUCCUCCAAUGCAAAUGAAUUCUGGACAGCAGUCUGUUAUGGGUGGUCAACCACAUCCGAUGAUGCCUCCAUCAAUUUCUAUGAAUAGCCAAGGAAUGCACAUGCCUCCACCACCACCUGGAUCUCAGUUCACUCCUGUUCCACGGCCUCCUUUUGUUCCUAUGUCUCAUCCACCAUCAAUGAUGCCUAUGAUGCAUCCACCACCCUUGCCUCAAGGAAUGCCACCAUCCCCACCGCCUGAGGAAGCUCUUCCCCCACUUCUAGAGGAACCAGAACCAAAGAGGCAAAAGCUUGAUGAUUCUUCUCUGAUUCCAGAAGAUCAAUUUCUGGCUCAGCAUCCGGGACCUGUUCGCAUCAGUAUAUAUGUUCCUAAUGUUGAUGAAGGAAAUCUCAAAGGACAAGUUCUGGAAAUAACCGUGCAAUCUCUGUCUGAAACUGUUGCCAGUCUGAAGGAAAAAAUUGCUGGGGAUAUCCAGCUCCCUGCUAACAAGCAGAAAUUGAGUGGAAAGCCAGGCUUUCUUAAGGAUAAUUUGUCACUUGCUCAUUACAAUGUCAGCGGAGGAGAAACACUUACCCUAUCCUUAAGAGAGCGUGGUGGUAGAAAGAGAUGAGCAUAGUACUUGCAUUGUCAUUCAUGAAGGUUGUUGUAAUCUUUGCCUCAUUAUAUGAGACACAUGAAUUUUUCGAGCAUCGAUGGACAACUUGAUGCUAUCCAUGAAUUUUAUGUUAUACAUUAUAUUUACUGUGUUGUGAGGCUUCCUGAUGUUUUUAUUGUUACCUUAAAGACUGAUAUUAAUUCUGGAAUACAGAUUUUGGCA
Messenger RNA from Lotus japonicus, 987 nucleotides. Its product is annotated as probable splicing factor 3A subunit 1. Gene Ontology annotation, biological process: mRNA cis splicing, via spliceosome; regulation of alternative mRNA splicing, via spliceosome. Bases 16 to 780 code for a protein of 254 amino acids. Gene Ontology annotation, cellular component: catalytic step 2 spliceosome; U2-type prespliceosome; U2 snRNP. The record is from RefSeq and is a predicted model, not a curated record. The transcript has 2 exons. Gene Ontology annotation, molecular function: protein binding; RNA binding. NCBI's taxonomy places the organism in Eukaryota, Viridiplantae, Streptophyta, Magnoliopsida, Fabales, Fabaceae.